Messenger RNA from Chara braunii, 2267 nucleotides. The record is from the annotation of a GenBank genome assembly. Lineage: Eukaryota; Viridiplantae; Streptophyta; Charophyceae; Charales; Characeae.
GCCCAGCAACCCUGAAUGCUUAUAUGUCAACUCGCUGUCACUUCUCUUCUGCUGAGGUCUCUGGAGGAGUUGACCACAUGCUGGUAUGCCAACUCACAGGGCAAUAGAAGGGUUGUUUUACGAAUCCCCCCCCGACGCCCCUCUGGCCAAUGUGGCUACUGCAGCAUCAGAUCAGGAUGGGUGGUCAAGCUAGAACUUGCCAACUGCUUCACUCAGGCUUGUGCCGAUGGUUGAAACAUCAGAUGGAGCACCUGUUUGCAGGAAACGACUGCGACCAGCAUUGUCUGGUUGUGGUGUGGACGGGCUUAAGUUCGAUGACCCAUUGACGGGCAAUGUCAUUCUCCAUGUAUGUGCGGAGAGUGGGAUAAACUGUGAUCUCCAUGUGCACAAGGAAGCACUUCAGCGCAGCAAGUUCUUUGCUGCUAGACUUUCGGACAGAUGGGGAGAAGGAGGAGGAGCCAUUACACGGUUAUUUGUCCAUUGCAAGGAUGCAGAAGCAUACAUACAGACUCUGAGAUUGCUUUACGCGAAGGACUUCAAUGGAAUAUUCAAGAGCGUUCAAGGUGCGCUGGCCAUUCUCGAAGUGGCCGCCGAGCUCCUUUACGAUGAAUGUGUUGCUGCAUGCAUCCGAUAUCUGGAGGCGGUGCCAUGGACUGAAGAGGAGGAGGCCAUGGUGGUGGAAGCCAUGGGUCGGCUACAGAUCGACGGUGCAGAUGAUGUCUUGGCCCGACUCCGACCUGUCUCGGAGCGGUCGGUGGAGGAUAUGCUGGAGGGCCUUGUUCAUGUUGCAACUCACAGCCCGCAGCAGAACGGACCGGCUGUGAAGGCCUUUGUUGCAAAGAUCCUCAGCGAUUAUGCUUCGAGGGAGUGCGUACGUGCAGUGCUUGAAAAGGCAUUCAACUCCAGCCUCAAAUCUAUCAAAGAUGGGGUGGAGGAGUACUCGACACCUGUUGUCAGACGCCGGCACGACGACAUUGAAGCGCUGCAGAAACAAGGACUUCAUAUGGCAGUUGUAACAGGAAGGCAUUUGCUGUGGAUCGUGGAGCGGAUGAUUGAGCUGAGGGUGGCGGACAAUGCGGUUGUCAUGUGGAGCGUGCAGGCACAGUUUACGGAAAACCUUGUGCGCGCAUUCUCAGAAGAUGCUGUAAGGAGCUCUGCGCCGGGUUUGCCUUCCCUUGUAUUGAGAUGCACUUGCAGGUUCAGCGGGGCAAUUGCCAAUGGUGACAUACCUGCUCCGAGGGAUGUCCGCGCAAAUCUUGUCCGGCAUUGGCUCCCGGUCAUCAUCGUGUCAAAGCGGGACGAACAGAUGUACAAAAGCCUUUUUCUGGAAGUCGAGCAGAUAUUUCUUCGAAUCAUUUUGACCUUGCCGAUGGGGGUUUCCCAGGAACUUUUGCCUCAAUGCUUAAAUUUUGCGACUCGUACACACAUGAAUUGCCCGCAUCUCGCUGCCACAUUCAACACUUGGUUCAGGAGAGCAAGCGGAGUUCCCAUGUCAUCGAGUAUGCCAGCAUUCUCCACGCCUUCAUCGAGUAGACCAGCAUUCCCCACGCUUUCAAGGGCUACUUCCCCAGGCAGGGUAGCGCAAUCCGCUGUGAACGAUGAUGCGGAGGACCCUGCUGUUGAGCAUGUUUUGGUUGACCAGGGGGUUUCAGGAGGUAGGAGUGGAUGAGGAUCCGGAGGACUGAGUUUUGGCCGAUCACUUAACUUUUGUCAGCUAUGCGACAACUCUACCUUGUACGAGAUGGGUUGACCGUCAACACGGCAUGGGUUGACCGUCAACACGGCAUGGGUUGACGGUCAACAAGGGGUUAUAAAUAAACAGUCUUUAUCCUUUUUUCAAUCAUUGUGGAACAAGCCGUCUUUCUGGCUCUCUUGUAAAAUUUCUGCACUGCAGUUUCGGAUUCCAAGUCCGUACCUUAUGCAGAGUCUGACUCAACAAACAAGGUCGUGAACUGCUGCAGCUGCUGCCGCACAGACAGUGGCCGUGCAAUGUGCAUAUGGAGGGAGAAAGUGAUGAAAGUGAUAUGACUCAACAAGGUUGCUCACUGCUGCUGCUGCUGCAUGGACAGUGGCUAUGUGUGUGCAUCUGAAGGGACAAAGUGAUUUCAGUGCGGUGCGUGGAUCUAUGGAAUAACAGUGAUGCUUCAUUUUCUGCUACUUAGUCUUGUAUGCAGAAAUCCCAAGUGAGGAAGUAGAGUGUAUAAGCAUUCAUCAACCGCUCACCCAUGUCAGAAACAUGUUGACUCGAUGAGAAUCGCUGGGAAACC